CUAUCUUUUUACCUAAUAGUGCGUUCGUUUCAAUGGCUUUAGGUAAAACUCAAUAUUUUAGGAGCUACGAUACUUUGCCUGUUCUAAUAAAAAGUAGUAUUUAAAGGAAAAAUUCUUUACUGAAUUCAUUAUAUUCGAGUAAGAGAUACGAAGAGUAAAAGGACUUUGUUUAGAUUGUUUAUACUCACUUUCCCUGCUUAACGUUUGUUUUUUUGGCUGGAACUUAAACUGUUUAAAUUGCUAAUGUAAACAAGCGAAGACAUUCUUUGGCAAAAGCCUUCUAUCCUUUUAUUAUCCAACAUGACUGUAGUCGAAGAAUAUUCUGAAAUUAAACAAUUAAGGAAACCACCCAAAGCGUAUACUGGCUUACAGAAACUUAAUUACUUACCGGUGCCGAAACCUAAGACAUUCCAGAUAUACAAUACGCUUCUAAAUUCUAUAAGAUGUCCAUGUGGAGUAAGUACAAUACAAGUAUGUGUUUACUAUAGACUUCAUGGGAAACUUGUUCCUGCAUUUACUAUAGAAAUUGAUCCUUCAUUUCAAACACGCCAAAUAGGAGCGUUGGUUAAUAAUACUAUUCAAGAUUAUUCGAAUAACCUACUACCAAAAGAAUUGAAAGAGAAGCAGAUUGUAGUCUCUCCAUUUUAUCGAGAAAGCUUUGAACUUCGCCCGAAGGAACAGCGGGUAAUCGAAAACCUUGAUGGACCUAACUACAUUCUUGUUGAAGUCUCAAAGGCUAAUGGGGAUUGAUUCAAUGUACUUCUUAUCUUGAUAAAUCGUUAAAUUGUCUGUAUAAACGUUUGAUAUAAGCACGAACUAGCUACUUAGUGGAACACACAACUUAUAAUUUCCUACAGACAAUUAAAUAUUCUUACUCGUAAAAGAUAGUCUAUUUAAUGUCUUACAUAUCAACCCAAAAAGAGCUCAUUUACAA
This is a messenger RNA of Schizosaccharomyces cryophilus OY26, 934 nucleotides long. RefSeq lists its product as uncharacterized. The record is from RefSeq and is a predicted model, not a curated record. Bases 301 to 750 code for a protein of 149 amino acids. The transcript has a single exon. NCBI's taxonomy places the organism in Eukaryota, Fungi, Ascomycota, Schizosaccharomycetes, Schizosaccharomycetales, Schizosaccharomycetaceae.